Messenger RNA from Pieris napi, 3538 nucleotides. RefSeq names its product rho-related BTB domain-containing protein 1 (gene RhoBTB). Gene Ontology annotation, molecular function: protein binding; GTP binding; GTPase activity. Bases 443 to 2620 code for a protein of 725 amino acids. The transcript has 20 exons. NCBI's taxonomy places the organism in Eukaryota, Metazoa, Arthropoda, Insecta, Lepidoptera, Pieridae. The record is from RefSeq and is a predicted model, not a curated record. Gene Ontology annotation, biological process: small GTPase-mediated signal transduction.
AGACGCGCCUUUACAGUAAAAAGGAUGUUCUCCAUUAAGAAUGCCUAAUCAAUUUGUUGAUCUCUUUUAAUUUUAGACGAACUACUAAAUUUCGCAGUACGAGUAAAGCCAAGUUGUUUUCAAGUUCAUUGACUUAACUCAAUUUCCAAUAGGGUAAUUUAUAUGUAAUUUGUCUCUAGUCGGCCGGCCCGGCCGGUCUUCUGCGCAAGGGUUCAUUCAUGAAACAUGCGCAGAACACUGCAUUGCAACAAAAUCAACUUCACAUCGAAAGAGUUCUUGCUACAUUGCGUUCUUAUCCUAAUAAAUCCUUAAAAAUGCGCUAAGAUCGUUUUAGUGUGUGAUUCGACUUUGAAGAAUAAUUUGUGAAAAUGUGCAGAUGAUCAGUUUAGCUACCAAUUUAGUUGAUAAGUGUCAAUCAGUGCUCCAUUGAUAAAAUCACAUUAUGGACAACGAGCAGCCCCACCAAGAGUUGGUGAAAUGUGUGGUGGUGGGAGACACUGCUGUGGGAAAGACCAGACUUAUAUGUGCAAGGGCCUGCAACAAACAUGUAUCCCUAUCACAACUCAUGACAACACAUGUACCGACUGUAUGGGCGAUUGAUCAAUAUAGGAUUUACAAGGAUGUACUAGAAAGAUCUUGGGAGGUUGUUGAUGGUGUGAAUGUUUCAUUGAGACUAUGGGAUACCUUUGGAGAUCACGAGAAGGACCGAAGAUUUGCCUAUGGACGGUCGGAUGUGGUCCUCCUCUGCUUCUCUAUUACAAAUCCAAUAUCUCUAAGAAACUGUGGUGCAAUGUGGUAUCCGGAGAUACGACGGUUUUGUCCGAAUACACCUGUUCUUUUGGUGGGAUGUAAGAAUGAUCUGCGCUACAUGUAUAGAGAUGAGACAUAUUUGAACUACUGCAAGGACAGAAGUCCUUUUAUAAGGGCACCGCGAAAAAGCGACCUAGUGAUGCCGGAUCAGGGCCGGGCGUUAGCUCGCGAUUUCGGUAUCUACUACUACGAGACCUCCGUCUUUACAUACUACGGUGUUAACGAGGUGUUUGAGAAUGCUAUUCGAGCUGCAUUAAUCGCGAGGAGACAGCAACGCUUCUGGAUGACCAAUCUAAAGAGGGUACAACGGCCGCUGUUGCAGGCUCCAUUCCGACCACCUCGGCCUUUAGAGCCAGAGGUGACGAUAGUCAGUAGUGUGUACCUUGAGGAUAUGACGACGCUACUACGGCAGCAGUACUUUUCGGAUAUGGUGAUAAUCUGUGGCGCGAAGGGAUUUCCGGUACAUCGAGCGCUGCUGGCAGCCGCUUGUGAAGUUUUCCGCGGGCUUCUUACAACCCACUGCGCUGCUGAUUUACCACGCAGCUCCAGCGAAAGUAGCAUGGUAAGCAGUAUGGGUGAGGCGACCACGGGUGACUUUAAUGAGGACACAGAAUAUUUGAUCAGACAAGACCAAGCGAAGCAAACCAGGGUAUGGGAACAAAUAAAGCGUCGUUCUUCGUGUCAGCUCGUGGGAGAAGCGCGGCCUGACGUAUGCAGACGCGUACACCAUCCAGCCAUACUUUCGCUUAAGAUCGUUCGGUGUGAAAAAAUUCAGCAUGCUACAUCCCAAACGCAGACAAUAGUAACGAUGAGCAAGUUGAUAUCAUCUAGUGUGAUGCAGGAAGUCAUAAACUUCAUAUACACUGGUGCUAUUCACGCAGCUGCCUUCAAACAACAGUCCGGUGCUAUUGGAUUAUUACUGGAAAUACGUCAAGCGGCCGAGUUGCUGGGAUUUCCGGAACUGACCAAAUUGUGUCAGUUCAUAUUAGACCAACAUCUGCUGUUUGAUAAAGGAUUCAUGUUGCAGUUUCACACGCCUCUUCCGGGGCGGGUAGGAGAGGCCCUAGACCGCGGCUGGUUCGCUGACGUGUCCUUCGAGUUGGACGAUGGGUUGCAGUUGGCGCACCGUGCACUGCUCAUGGCACGAUGUGACCCCAUGAAGGCCAUGUUCCAUGGACACUUUAAAGAGAGCACUUCACGCCUGAUCACAUUUCCAGGUGUAAAAAUGUACGCAUUUCAUAUCCUGCUGUGCUACAUAUACUCGGACAAGAUACCUCCAGUUGAGCCCACCAGGUGUCUGGAACUGCUGGAGCUGGCAAAUAGACUUUGUAUGGACCGACUGGUCACUUUGGUGGAAGCUAGGGUUAUCGACCAUUUGCAGCAUCAAGAUAGAGUUGGGGACGACGAUCAAGUUGUUGAGAUCGCACUAUCUCUGUUGGAGCCUGUUAAGUUACACAACGCACAUAAUCUGUGGUCGUGGUGUCGUUGGCGCCUGUGUGCGGCGUACGACCGCGUGUGUCGCGCACGUCAUCUCAGUGUCGCUGCACGGGAAUACCUAGCUGAUAACCGCUGGCCUCCCGUUUGGUAUGUGAAGGAAUAUGAUUACUACCAGAAGUGCCUCGCGGAGCAGUCCAAAGAGCUGAAGGAGAUCAGGCCUGCUACGUCAGUAAACACUAAUCAGCAGACAGGCUGUUUGUGUUUUGCAAGUAAGGUCCGCCGCGAUAGUGCAGUGAUUGCGGCAGAUGCGUCCACGGCCUUGUGUCGCCCCGAGCCUCCCCAACCCCCGCAUCCCCCACAGCCGCCCCUCUGACAUAUGCCCUAUUGGAGAUCGCUCCGUAUCGCGGUUCUCCUGCCUGUGUCGAUGUGCUUCAUGAGUACGAUCCUCACUGUAAUGGUCCUGUUGCACGUCUAUACCUAAACUUUUAAUAACACUGACUAUUGAUAAUACUGUAGCCCUCAAAAUCUUAAUUUUUAGCACGUUUUGUCAGGGUUGGUACUCUGUAACUUCCAAAAGCGACAACUUUCGUCACGUUUUUGUACGCAAUUACGAUAUAGUUAUGUCUAUAGCGUCGCCGCGGUACACAAAUUCGCAAUACUAUUCAGAGUUACCUAUAGGCAGUCUACCUAUCUAUUUGUGGAACGCACGUGUACAGUUUACACUGUUGCUUAGGUUUUUCUUAAAAGUAUUUUUUGAGCUAAAGAUUUCAAUUUAUUAACUACUUAAAUCUUUAAAUCCCCAUGAUUGACUUAGAAUAUUUUUUUGUACUUUUCGAUUUUUUUUUGUUUUUAUGGGCGAAAGUUAUUUUAUCAACAGUCCUAGUGUAGGUAAGUAUUAAUAGCAUCCCAACUUAAUGCACUAAAUUUUCGAAUUUCUAAGAUGUCUGGAAGUUUUUUAACUUAUAAAGCCGUUAUGUGGGUAAAAUUAAAUAAAAUACAGGUUUGUGGUAACACAUCUCUCAAUACUAUGUAAAAAUUGCUUUAGCUUUGGCUAUGCUCCUAAUUUCCACAGAGUUAAUAUUAUCUAUAUAUCAAUCUGAUAGCAGCUGUAUUUUAUUUAAAAAUAUGGUUUUAUUUUUUUUACAAUGUUUGAUGAUUGGAGAGUUUAUAAUGAGGCUGGGGCCAAGCAAUGCUUUGGGAGCGUUCAAGUAUUACGUAACGCAAUUUUUGGAGAUUAUUGACACCCCCCCAUGAACUCGCCGUAACGUUUUUCAGUACCCAAGUACAGUAC